AUGAUGUCGUCGCAAGACCUUGCUUUGCUAGCAGAACUCUUUCCUAGUGUUAAUGAAAACAAAUUGCGAGGCACCCUCAAAAGUGCCGGUGGAGAUGCGCAAGUGGCGUGCUCUAUGAUAUUAAGUGAGCAAGAAACCCUUAAUCAAAUGGCAAAAAACUCUCUCUCUAACAAUACUGACGGUCGCUCUGAAGGAGAAGGUAUGGGCAGUCGACACGCAAAAGCACUUUCCGAGGAAAACUUUCCUGAUGAAAAUCACACUAAGGCGAGGAAGGGCGCCGUCAACCUUAAGAAACGCAUGUGGAGACCUAUUCACUCUUUUACAAAGGGCCAAAGUUCAAGAUUAGAACUCGAUCAGGCUGCGGCGGUCCAUUCCAAUGCGUGGGUCUCCGCUACAGACUCAAUUCAAGACAUUAUCCACUACACGAACGCUGCUCCAAAAUCUGCCCAGAAGGCAUUUUACAAAAAGACUUUGAAUUCAGCAAGAGCUAUAAUAGAUAUAAUAUACCAUUACGAUGAGUAUGCUGAGGACAUUAACGGUUCUCGACUUCCGGGCGACAACGAGCCAGAGUAUGGAACUCCGCAAAGAGACUUUAUGAAGGCUGGUGGGCGCGUACAGUCUCCAACAGGCUUCGCACACAAGAAAAAACCGGUAGGACUGGUGUUUUCGGCGGACCAGGAAAGAGCAAACAUUUUUAGUCCGCGCUCAGAAGAAAACUACAAGUACGAUAGCUCCAGCUUAGAAGCCAAAGAGUUGAAUUCAAUAAUCACCAACAACCCUUCUCUGAGAGCAAUUAGUCCAAGUUUUUCGAAACGCGCAUUGGAAUUUUACGAAGGCGAUGUGGAGCGCACCACGCUUACGUUAAUCUUCAUAAUCGAAAAGAAUUGUGCACAGUAUACCUUCGUUGAUGCCGCUUCAAAAGCACCUUCCCUGAAUUCACAAAAAAAUCUCUCUAAAGUGAACAAGGGUUCUGUGAAGCCGCGAAGAAUGGGUGCUGAAAUUGGUGGGCUUGACCCGUCUUGUUUCGCCAGUGAUGAAAACUACGACAGAGCGCUACUGAUCAUCGAUAACAUCUUGACCAUGUAUACCGCCGACCUUCAUGGGUUCUUGCCAUAUGAAGCAGAACUCAUAGCAGAAAGAUGCCUCAACGUAUGGUGGACUAAAGAGCUGGCUUUGAGAGAAAUGAACGGCCAGCGCCUAAAUCAAAUCAAGGCAAUCAAUCUCGCGCCAUUUAAGAUAAUCACGGGUAGGGGACUCCAUAGUGUCGGAGGUGUUUCCAAAGUGAGAAUCAAAGUUAAGAAGUUUCUAGAUACAUGCCUCUACUCCUACACGGAAGAGGCAUCAUACUUUAUAGUGGAAGGGAAGAAAAAGGCUUAA
Lachancea thermotolerans CBS 6340 is the source of this 1377-nucleotide messenger RNA. RefSeq names its product Cue2p (gene CUE2). Gene Ontology annotation, molecular function: ubiquitin binding. The transcript has a single exon. The record is from RefSeq and is a predicted model, not a curated record. The coding region runs from base 1 to 1377 and encodes 458 amino acids. NCBI's taxonomy places the organism in Eukaryota, Fungi, Ascomycota, Saccharomycetes, Saccharomycetales, Saccharomycetaceae.